AUGUGGCGGCGGCGGGGGGGCUGCGAUGAUGUUGGUAGUGUGACGACGGAGAUGAUCGUGUGACAAUGAUCAAUCGGCAUUAUUAGCUCCUUAUGCAUCGAUUUCUAAAAGAAUUGACGAGUUUACAGAGCCCAGAACGAAGGUUUCUUGAUAUUAUCAGAGCUUCAAAUCAAAAACUCAAUAAUAACAAGGGAACCCAUCUUCACCUGAUUGAGGAAUGUCUUCAGAAAGAUUUAAUCCCAUUUGGUGGGAAAAAAUCAAAUUUUUUGAUAUGCAGACGCCACAGAGAAGGCUUGAAAAUUGGCCCUAGUGUUCUAUCGAGCGCUUUGAGUGUUUGCUCUUCUGAAAGGGAUGCUUGUUUAGGAACUCAAAUCCAUUGCUUGGUUUUGAAAAACAGGUUUUUGUCUGAUGUAUAUGUGGGCAGUUCUCUGGUUGCGCUUUAUGCCAAAUGUGGCUCACCUCAGGACGCCUGCAAACUGUUUGAGGAAAUGCCUUCCAAGAACGCAGUGUCGUGGACUACAGUAAUCCAUAUUUUUUCGCAGGCGUUUCAGGUUGAUGUCUGUUUGAAACUGUACAAUGAAAUGAGGAGCUCUGCGUUGAGGCCUAACGAUUAUACGUUCACCUUCUUGAUUAGCGCGUGCACGGGUAGUGGGUGCUUCGGUCAAGCUAAGACUAUUCAUUGCCAAAUAAUAUGUAUGGGUUUGGAUUCUCACGUUCAUGUUUCGAACGCUCUUAUCUCCAUGUACUGUAAAGGUGGGGGUAUUGACGAGGCUCACUAUAUAUUUCAGAGAACGAUGAAUAAAGAUUUAGUUUCUUGGAACUCGAUGAUUGCAGGGUGUGCCCAGCACGGGCUUGCGCCAAAAGCUAUUGAACUUUUUGAACAAAUGAAGGAUCAGAAGGUAAAACCCGAUUCCAUUACUUUUAUUGGGAUUCUAUCAGCUUGCCGUCACGCUGGAUUAGUGGAACAAGGAUGGUUUUAUUUCAAAUCAAUGGAGUUUUAUGGCGAGAAACCAGCGCUUGACCAUUUUUCAUGCAUUGUGGAUCUUCUUGGACGGGUAGGGAGGGUAGGCGAGGCCUGUGAUUUGAUCAAGAGCAUGCCUGUGAAGCCGAAUGGGGCUAUAUGGGGUUCAUUGCUCAUGUCCAGUAGGAUUCAUGGAAAUGUGGAGGUGGGGAUUGAGGCUGCCGAGAAUAGGCUGGUGCUCGAACCGGGGUCCACUGCUACGCACUUGCAGUUGGCAAAUCUAUAUGCAAGUAUUGGCUUAUGGGAUCAAGCUGCCAGAGUACGAAAAGAGAUGAAAAACAAGUCCCUUAAGAUUGAUCCUGGGUAUAGUUGGAUUGAGAUAAGCAAUGAGGUUCAUUAUUUUAGAGCAGAAGACAGCUCGUUUGCACAGUUGAAUGAGAUCGUUCCGGUUAUGCAAGUUUUGGCAGAUCACAUGAGAGAUCUUGGGGAAGAAGUCCCCUUCGAGGUUUUUAGUUCCCAAUGAAAAGUUUGAUGAAUUAAAGAAAGAUUAUGAGUUUAA
Molecule: messenger RNA, 1520 nt
Organism: Cuscuta campestris
Lineage: Eukaryota; Viridiplantae; Streptophyta; Magnoliopsida; Solanales; Convolvulaceae
Source: the annotation of a GenBank genome assembly